AUGAAAAAACGAGAAAAUAAUAAAACGGAUUUCUUUUUUCUGGUCAUUUCCUCUCUCUCUCUCUCUCUCUCUCUCUCUCUCUCUCUCUCUCUCUCUCUCUCUCUCUCUCUCUCUGUAUUCAAUUCAAUGGAUGACCCCGAUGUCAGAUACACAAUUCAUGAAACCUUGUCAUCUUCUUCCUCCUCUUCGUCUCCGCCUCUUUCGUCCAACCCGCCUUUCGGUGGCAGCCGGGCCGGUAAGCGGGGCAGUCUAUGCUGCAGCUGCUGCAGCAAUACAGCAACGACAAACACGGCUACAAACACUAUCACCACAACGACGACGACAAGCAGCAGCGGCGGCAACACGGACACAUACGGACGAAGCACGGAGGAUAAACGGGAAGGCUCGGACAGUGACCAGACUAUACCGCUUCGCCCCCUUGAUGGGCAGAGCACUGGUACCAGCGUUGGCACCGUCGGAGGCGGUGCCGACCCGGAAACUAUCCACCAUGACAACGCCGAGGGAGACGACGAUGACGACGACGACGAUGUUGAGCUCGACGGGUUUGUCAAGAGCGGAGAUUCCGGUGAUGGAUCCUAUUACAAGGAAAGACCUCUGUCUCCUCCAACAUCCUCUUGCUCCUCCUCUUCCUCCUCUUCUUCCAGUUCUUCAUCUUCAACCUCAUCCUCUUCCUCCGAUGACGAUGAUGAUGACGACGACGAUGACGACUACAAAAUUGAAGACAUGGUGGACAAGGCGAUCGCGACAACGCCUCCUGAGGAAAGGGCAGCAUCGAUGUCAUCGGCUCUCGUUGUCAUCUCUUCCGACGAGGAGAAGAACGUCGUUCCGGUCAAUAACAACGGUGACACCGACGAUAGCGAGGAAACGGUGGCUGUCGCAGGAAGCAACACUAGCAUUAAAAAUACCGGACGAUCCUCUUCAGUAUUUCGCUGCUGUUGCUGCUGCCGAAAUGACAAACAAACCCAGCAGAGAAAGCGCAGACAGCUCCGACUCGAGCAGAAACGUCGACAAAAACAGCUGGAAGACGCAAACAAGGACAAGGGCAAAGGUAAAGAAAAGGAGAAAGAUAGGGAAAAGUCGUCUUGCUGCUGUAAACGAAAGAAAAACAAAGAAAAAGACAAAGCAAAGAAGAAAGACGACGACAAAGCCAAGUGCUGCAGCCGGUUCAUCCUCUGCUGCAAAAGCUUCCUCGCCUUCUUCUUCUCUAACAUCGGCCUUUGUUCGCUGGUCAUUGGCUACUCGAUACUAGGAGGAUUCAUUUUCCAACGCUUAGAGGCGCCGAAUGAAAAACACGAGAGAGGAACUGUAAGUCUGCACCGACAACGUCAUGUCGUCCGACUUUGGAAUUUAACGGAGGAACUGAACGUGCUGCACGAGGAGAACUGGUCGCGUAUCGCCGAUGAAGUGCUUCUGGACUUCCAAAAGGAGGUCUUCGUUGCCAUCAAGAAGCAAGGUUGGGAUGGAAAGGACGGGACGGCAGAACUACAGUGGUCAUUUGCAGGAGCUCUUCUCUAUUCGGUCACGGUGAUCACUACUAUAGGUAAGUAA
Messenger RNA from Acanthosepion pharaonis, 1548 nucleotides. The record is from the annotation of a GenBank genome assembly. NCBI's taxonomy places the organism in Eukaryota, Metazoa, Mollusca, Cephalopoda, Sepiida, Sepiidae.